This is a messenger RNA of Histoplasma mississippiense, 759 nucleotides long. RefSeq lists its product with no specific name. The transcript is spliced from 4 exons. The coding region runs from base 1 to 759 and encodes 252 amino acids. NCBI's taxonomy places the organism in Eukaryota, Fungi, Ascomycota, Eurotiomycetes, Onygenales, Ajellomycetaceae. The record is from RefSeq and is a predicted model, not a curated record.
AUGCCUGUGCCCAGCCUGUACGAUUGUGACCUGGAUAUUGACAGGCUUCUCAAUCGUUAUGUUCCCUAUCCUCGAUGGCAUCUUGUGCCCCGCCCCGUGGCCCACUUCUUAGGCCAUAGGACAAAACCACCAAGACAACCAGGCAAUGUCCUUAUCAUGCUCUGGUCUGUUGUCGGUGUAUUCUCUGGCCUGGCCAUCGUUUCUGCAGUAACAAAACAUAUUCCCAUUUUCCAAGAACAUGGGCAUUAUACCAUAAUUAACAGCUUCGGUGCUGCCGCCGUGCUUGAAUACUGCUCUAUUGAUUCUCCACUUGCACAACCUCGAAAUGCUUUUCUGGGACAAAUAAUCGCAUCGAUCAUAGGGGUCGGGAUCGCAAAAUUGUUUGCAUUGCAUGCGUAUGCAGAGUCUUGGUUCUGGCUUGCUGGACCGGUAGCAUGUGCAGUUGCUGUUGCGGCCAUGAUAUUCACAAAAACGAUACACCCACCCGCCGGAGCCAUCACAGCCCUGCUGCUUAACAACAUCCAGAGACAAUUCCCCUUGUACUGGUGGACGCCGGAAAGCCUUCGACCAGUGGAGAGGACGGAGAAAGAUCUGGAAAUGACAUCCUCCGAUGACGACGAGCGUACACCCACAGGGAGCGUGAUAAUAACGAGACAGUUUCCAAAACAGGACCAGAUGAUAAUGAUACGGGGUGGGCAGAAUAAUAAAUGUAAUGAUUUACGACCUUCAUAUUCUGGCGACCACCGCGGGGUUAUCUAG